Molecule: messenger RNA, 3033 nt
Organism: Sipha flava (yellow sugarcane aphid)
Lineage: Eukaryota; Metazoa; Arthropoda; Insecta; Hemiptera; Aphididae
Product: nose resistant to fluoxetine protein 6-like
Exons: 15
Coding region: 373-2994 (873 amino acids)
Molecular function (GO): acyltransferase activity, transferring groups other than amino-acyl groups
Source: RefSeq, a predicted model, not a curated record
GAAACGGGUUUCAGUUUACCGGCAUAUCCGACGCUGAACAGUCGUCGUCGUUGUAGCGCGCGCGAGUUCACGACCGACUACUACAACACGACAUUAUUAUAAUAUUGCAUUGUACUUGCAUUGUAUACGUAAACAUCGUGUUUGGUUGUAGCUCAACAGAUUGUACGAUAAACCCGAUUUAACGAGUGCUUCCUCUCCUCUUCCGAUCAAUAAAAUAACCUGCAGUGAUUGCAGUACACACAUAAGUGUCGCGUUAACAGUCCGGGAACACUCCGUUUGUGUCCGGUGCAUUGCGUACGAGUGUCGUCAAGAGUCUCGUAUUAUAUUAUCGGUGUAUCGAAAUAUAAACGAGAGCACGACGAGAGAGCUACGAUGAAAAAAUCGCUCUGCUGUUGGCUUGUGGUCGCGGUGCUGGUGCUGCGCCCGUCUGGGUCCUCAUCGACCGACGGCGGCGGCGCUGCAAUCGUAACGGCUAACAGCUCGGAACCGCUCCGGCUGCAACUGCACCAAAACUCUACCACCACAGCCGCUUCGUCCUCCGGAGACGGAUUGUCCACUACCUCGAGCCCGAGCCACUCAGAUUCCAGAGCCGACGCGCAGGUCGCUGACUCGGGCGAACUCGAUUACCGCGAAGACGGCGGUGGAGGUGACCGAUCCACGCUCGCGCGCGACAGCAGCCGCGUGGCCGAACUCUACGAGGAUCUGGAAGACUCGGUGAUAUUCGAAGACUCCGAGGGCCACGGCAGCAGUAGCAGCGGUGGCGGUGGUCGGUUGAUCGACGAGCAGCUACAUCUAACCACCGGCACCGGUGGCCUGGUACCAGCCGCUUCCGGUUCCGUCGAGGAGUACGAUGCCGGAACGGACGAAGACGCGUCGGCGGCCAGCACCAGCACUGUCGUGGUACAGCGGUCCGUCAAGUAUCCCGAGUAUGUGCGCUCGUCCAGCUACCGCAGGGCUGGAUGGCCCGGUGGCAACGUGACACGGCCCGAGGAGCUGUUUCGGUUCUGGGACCCUUACGAGUGGACGCCCACCGCCAGGAUUUCGGCGCAGUGUGUGGACCACAUGGAACAAUACCAGGCGGCCCUGCGAAACGGAAAGAUGUGGGCGUUUAAAAUGUCAGAUGCUAGUGGACAUUACAGCAGUGGUUAUUUCUGGGGUAAUACGUUUUGGCUAGGAUCAAAAAGUCUGUGCAACGAACUAUCAGAAUACGAAAAAGAAUUACCCUUUAAACUUGGAUUCAAUAUAAUAAAAACAUACAUCGCCUUGCAAGCUCCAAUCAAUUAUACGGAAAGAUAUCAGCACUUAGGCUUAUGUAUGCCUUACUCGUGUACGAAAGCAGAUGUGGACGAGAUGAUCAGCCAGUCGCUGCAUCAAGACAUUCCAGAAAGAGACGUCAAAGUUGCUAAAGUAAAAUCACCACAUGAAUCUUAUGAUUUGUUUAACGAUAGAAUUUUCUGGCUACUCAUAAUAAUAUCUGCUACAACAACAGUGUUCCUGAUUUUGGGUACAGCCUUGGACAUGUACCUGGAAAAAAAUAAGCAUGAAAAAAUGAAUGGGUACAUGUUUGACAAUUACAGAUACGCCGUCAGUAGCGCAAAGUUGCAACCACUUUCUACACAUUCCAAAAUUGACAUAGAAUCAGAAUCUUCAAAGAGCUCAGAGUCAUUAUCAAAACCCCACAACUACACUUGUACGGCUGUUAAUAUGUUGCUAGCAUUUUCGGUGCUAAGAAAUCUGAAACAGAUAUGCGAUAAGACAAUCGGCGAAGACACAAUAUCCACGGUACACGGGCUCCGAUCACUAAGUAUGAUGUGGAUUGUUUUGGGUCACGUGUGCAUUGUGUCCUUCAAAUACUCCGACAAUAUGGAAUUCCGUACGAUGGCAGAACGUCAUAUAUUAUUUCAACUGAUCAACAAAGCGACUUUUUCGGUCGACACUUUCUUCUUCAUCAGCGGACUUUUGGUUUCGUUCCUCUAUUUCCGGACCACGGCUAAAGUUGACGUCAACAAGUUGACCAAAACCACCGGUUUCUUGUCAAAUUUCAUCGAAUUUUUAGGAUUGUUGAUUUAUCGAUUUUGCAGACUCACCGCGCCGUAUUUCUUCGCUUUGGGCGUCGUACAGUUGACAAUGACAUGGUUUCAUUAUAACUCAGUAUUCGACCCUCCGACUAACGACCAUAUAAAUUGCCCGAAAUAUUGGUGGAGAAAUCUAUUAUACAUAAAUACGCUGUUUCCCGUUCAAGACAUGUGCAUGCUCUGGAGUUGGUACUUAGCAGACGACACCCAAUUCUACAUACUUGGAGUCAUUCUUCUCAUAUUGUCCGCUCGGUAUUUUAAAUUAGCAGCUUCCACUUUAGUGUUUUGUACAGUCGUCUCAUGGUUCACUACUGGUUACAUAGCGUACACCAACAAACACAUGCCAAAUAUCGACGAUCCGUUGGCCCUGUUCGAUAAGAUUUACGACAAACCGUGGACAAGACUUGGUCCGUACUUUGUGGGCAUGUCCAUCGGCUGGUUACUAUUUAAAACCGAGUGCAAAAUCAAGAUGAACACGCUGACAGUCGUUACAGGAUGGACUGUAUCUUCAGCUAUGUUGACCAGUCUGAUAUUCAGUUUCCAUCAAGUAGAACUACAUCCAAUUGUGGCCGCUGCAUAUUCCUCGUUGAGCCACACCUUGUGGGCUUUGUGUUUGUCGUGGACAGUGAUCGCCUGUGCCACCGGACACGGAGGUUACAUGAACAAACUGCUAUCGUGCAAAUUCCUAAUACCAUUCAGUCGGACGACCUAUUGCGCUUACCUCGUCCAUCCGAUCGUUAUCAGAUACGUAGUGAUGAAACGCGACUCUCCGCUUCACCUGACCGUGGAGACUGUGGCUAUUUUGUUUUUGGGACAAAUCACGGUGUCUUACAUUUUCGCGUUCAUUCUAUCGAUCGCUUUCGAAGCACCGAUCGUUUCAUUGCUGAAACUCGUAUCACCUACCAAACGAAACAACUGAUCACUUCGGUUUUUCACAUCAUUAAUUGACAUCUACCUA